GUAGCAACGCGACGUUUAGAACGCAGUGCAGUUCUGGUUCGUGUUGCUCUCGGAUUAAAAGUCAUCGACGACGUAAAACAAGUGCUUGACAUACUUGUUUUCAGUUAGUAGCGAUUCCAAGCUCAGUCUAUCCACGUCACUUGUGUUGUGUUGAGGAGUCUGAUAUGCUUGAUCGGGCUUUGCAAUCGGAACAGGGUGCAUAAGCUGCAGUGAAUAUUUAAUCUGCCAGGGAUAGAAAUUAACGGCAGCAGUAUGAAGAUACACCUCUGGAUCAUCGUAGCAGUGCUGGGUAUUACCCCGACUCACCAAAAGACUUCACCGUGUCCCGCUGUGCUCUCGUACGAUGAGCAAGACGAUUCAUCCAGUACCUGGUUUGGUACGAUGCGCCUGAAGAGCAAUGUACCACUCCACGGGGUGUUUGUUGAUGUCCUUUUCUCAUCGCAAGUUUUGGAAUUCGGUACAUUCCUCAGAGGGUUCAGCACGGAGAACAACAUUGAAUUUCACAUGACGGACAAAGCGAAAAAUAUGCGCGCCGGCGAAGUGUACGUGCUGAAGAUCUUUGUCCGGUACCAACCGGACAAACCGGUACCAUCGGUAAGGCACAUUCGAUUCAACGGUCAAAGCAUUUGUACCGACGCGAAACCAGUUGCCCGAACGAAUCCAACGGUCAGACGGCCCUAUGCUACCGGUCCGACACGACAACGGACAACGACGGGAUGGAAUCAACCCAACCGCAGAUUAACCUCCGAGGAACUUGAGCCAGAUAAUCCUGACGAGUUCCCUCACGUAGUCCAACCGGUGAAUGCCUACGCCACUGUCUCGCCUCCCGUAGAACCCUCAGUAUACCAUUCCGAUUCCCCUUCCUUGCAUGAUACGGUGUCGACAAGAGCAAUCAAUGAAAAAGCUGUCGAGCCACCGAAUGCCUCCCAUCUUUACCCCACCCGUGUAGCUGUAGCAGAUGAUGCGGAGGAUCGAACACUCCCGGUAGAUACUGUUGAGCCAGCUGAACUGGACACAGGAUUGUCAAUCAGACGAUACAGUACCACAACCCGCAGUCCGAUAGCACGGGAACAAAUCUGGGAUACUACUCGCCGGCCACUCACAAGUAACCUGAAACCCCAGCCGAAUCCCAUCCAAUAUGAUCGCCUCGCUGGCAUCGCGCUGAACGCUGGGGAUGAUGCUCCAAUCGGUUACAGGACAAGCACGCCGAGACCGGUGCCGAGAACCACCACCAUCCGGCCACAGUACUUUGCGGGAGAUUAUGCGUUUCUUCGGAAAGACUCCGAUGCGGGGAGCAGCGAGUCGAAGCACUACAUCAACAACCAUCAACAGGACAUCUGCGGAACAGUUGUACCGAAAGCGAACCCACUCGUGACGCAUGGAUCGGUUUCCGAACGAGGACAGUUCCCGUGGCACGGUGCCCUGUACCGUAGCUCAGUGACCGAACUGCGGUAUCUGUGCGGUGCUACGUUGGUAUCGGCGCGGAUGACCAUCACCGCGGCACACUGCGUGACACUGGAGAAGACCAACAAGCCGGUCGAUGCCAAAAGUAUGCUACUGUUCUUUGGCAAGAUCGAACUGAGCAAGUGGAACGGGGUGGAGGAGGAUGCCCAGAUCGAAUCGGUGCACGUGCCGGCCCAGUAUAAUCACGAGCGGUUCUUUAGCGACAUUGCCGUGCUGGUGCUGAAGGAGGACGUCAAGUUCAGUAACUUCAUCCGGCCGGUGUGCCUGUGGUCGUUUGACGAUGAUUACAAGACGCUAGUCAACAAGAUUGGGUUUGUGCCGGGCUGGGGUUACACCGAGCAUGGGCUGGUCAGUUCGCGGCUCUCCUUUGCCCAGAUGCCGGUCGUGGCUCACGAAACCUGCAUCUGGUCGAAUCGGGACUUUUUCAGCCGGGUCACAUCGGACAGUUCGUUCUGUGCCGGGUUCAAAAACGGUACCUCCGUCUGCAACGGCGACAGCGGUGGCGGAAUGGUAUUCAAGCAUAAUGGGCGCUGGUAUUUGAGGGGCGUCGUUUCGGUUUCGGCAGCACUGCAGGAUCGUUUCCGCUGCGAUCCGAACCAUUACGUCGUUUUUACGGAUGUCGCAAAGUUCAACAAGUGGAUUCAAAAUCUAACGGUAACCAAAGAUUAUAAUCAUUCGAUGAAAUUUUGUCGUGCUGCUGUCUUAAAAGAUACUAAAGGUGAUUGUAAAGUCAUGUCCGUGCAUCAGUGGCCAUGGAUAGUGCAAUUGUGUGGAGUAUUUGUUCUGUUAUGCAGCCUAUUUGUUCCCUCGGGAGCAACGUUAACCACCUUUGGUCGCACAUACGCUGCUCCCCGUUUGCCUCCUGCUAGGCAAACGGAUCGUUGUAGUGAUCUGUUUACGGUCGAUCACGAGAAUACGUACGAGAAAUUUUACGAAGGAAAGCUCAAUCUGCGCCCUUCAGUUACGCUGCCCUAUAUUCAGCUCGUACUGCAGUUUGAUCGCGAAGUAGAGCUACUAACGAACUACUUCCAGAAAAGAACAGACGACUACAAGACCUUCCACAUUACCAACCUGACCCAUUCGUUCCCCCCAGGCUACAACGUACAAGUUCCGCUGUCUGUAGCCUAUGAGUCACAAAAACCUACUCUCACACGUAUCGACCUCAACGGGUUCACCAUUUGUUCUACGACUGUAAGGACACCCGGGCGCAACCUUGCCGAUCCUCGUGCUCCCCUUUUGGUCAAUCGUUCUGCGCAAAUCUGGAAAAACUCGUCAGAUGAUCGAACGCAACAGCAAUUCAACUCCACGUGCCAGGCCAUCCAGACCACAGUGGUAGUUUCGGGUGGUCGGUGGGACGCGGAGAUGAAUCUUGUGGCCGACAGCACGCUCCAUCAGGCAGUGAUUGAAAUCGUAUUCGAUCAUCCAAUUUACAUUCUAGGGAACCACUUCGGUGAAGUUACCACAGAAGACAGCAUAAGAUUUCGGAUCGAAAACCGUACCUUCAUUAUCGCGAAGGACGCCGAGAUAGAAUUGAACUUUUUUGUGCGCUUUAAUCAAGCAGGACCGGUGCCGGACGUGGUCGAGGUCAAUUUCAACGGGCGUAACCAUUGCCAACAGCGCCGUCGACGUGUUCCUAUCGAAAAUGGCGCGGACACAGUACGGCAACGUGCGACGACGUUUGCCACUAUCACAGAUCCCUUUUUUGGACGUGAAACAAUCGAUCCGAUGGCGUCAAUGGAGAGCAGGCAAGAGGAAGACGAGUGGAUACUGGAUGACACAGAAUGUGCAACGGUUGUGCCAUCGAAGGCAAAUCGCGUAAGAUCUCGUAUCAUCGGAGGCACAGAGUCAGGGCAGGGUGAACAUCCUUGGCAUGUGGCCAUCUACCUGGACGAUCAAUACCAGUGUGGUGGAAGUAUCGUGUCCAAACGAUGGAUUCUAUCGGCGGCUCACUGUCUCACGCGGCAAAACACCAACCAAACACUCGACGUGGAGCAGUUCCGUGUGUACACGGGCAUUGUCGAUAUCAGUCAGAUAGAGGAGUACUUUUAUCGUACCGUCGAAUCUGUUAUAAUCCACCGAGAGUACAAUCCAGCCAUUUUUACCACCGACAUUGGUUUGCUUCGGCUUACACAAGAUAUAGUGUACAACAGCUUCAUCAAGCCGGUAUGUUUGUACAACCGGACGGUGGACAUAAGUGGAUUCUACGGACGGGAUGGUAAGGUGACGGGUUGGGGCUUCACGCGAAACGGUGUCGUGAGCAAUGUGCUGAACUAUCUGGAGGUUCCAGUCGUAUCGCAGAAGACGUGCUCUCAGAAGAACGUCCAGUUCAAUGUGGUGCUCGCUGUGGGUGAAUCUUUCUGUGCUGGCCAUGCGGACGGUAACGCCGUCUGUAACGGCGACAGUGGUGGUGGAUUGGUGUUUGCAGAAGGAUCCCGCUACUACAUUCGCGGAAUUGUUUCUAUCAGUGCCCAGCGCCGGAAUCAGCUUCUCUGUGAUCCGAAUCAGUACUCUGUGUUCACCGAUGUCUCCAAGUUCCGUAAUUGGAUACGACAGCAGAUAUCUUAGUGCAUUUUUGGGCCAGUGAUCUU
Molecule: messenger RNA, 4052 nt
Organism: Anopheles aquasalis
Lineage: Eukaryota; Metazoa; Arthropoda; Insecta; Diptera; Culicidae
Biological process (GO): proteolysis
Molecular function (GO): serine-type endopeptidase activity
Source: RefSeq, a predicted model, not a curated record